ACAUUAUUGACCACCGCUGCAGUCGUCCGGCGCUUUUCGAUUGACCGUCGGAAAACUCGCUCCGCAUAACCGUGGAGGCGGACUUACGUUGAGUACUCCGCAGUGUUUGCAGCCCAAGACAUCGUCACUGCGCGGAUAUAGGUCCUCGGACUGUGGCAGGCGCUUAAUCGUCGUCAAUCUCCACCACGGUCGCCGCCGAUGGAUCAAGUCUCCGGUUAAUUGUGGUUGCAGUAUUUGCCGUUUCACCUAGUAGCCGUACCGGUCAACAACAUGGACGGUCGGUUCAUUCUUGUUACCGGGGUCGUGGUCUUCGGGCUGUGCGUCCCCUGUCCAGCGUCCACCACCGUCAGCAUCCCUAACGAGUCUUCUAUCGGAACCUCCACUGUGCAUUCCAUCGAAGAUUUAAUGGAAUUGGCCACCGAAAACUCGGAGUUGUCCAACAACACUAUCGAUCUCGUUCCCAACAAUUUCACGGAUAUCGUCAUCAACAAUAAUUUCACAGGUGUCGUUAUCGAUAACUCCACAACAUUUAUCAUCGGAAACUUUACAAAAUUUUUCAUCGACAACUCAACGAAAUUAAUCUUUGACAACUCUACCGGUCCCAAACUCACCGGACCGAAUGUAUGCACGUAUAUGAAAAAUUACGAAUCAAAAAAAAAAAUCACUAAGUAUGAAAUCCAUUCGUUCAAAACUCCAUAUUUCUGUUUCAAUAAUUGGAAAUUUGUAUGUUAUUUUGUAACUGAAACUGCAGUUCCAAUUCAUACCGAAAUCUCAGAAAACAACAUUCAAAUCAUCAAUACAUGCUGCAAUGGUUACGAAAAAACACCAAAUGGGACAAAAUGCCGUCCUGUCUGUAAAGACCCUUGUGUGUGGGGCAAAUGUAUUUCACCUAAUGUGUGCAGCUGUGACGAAUAUUACGACGGACCUACCUGCCGCAUAAGGAUAGGUUGUCCAUUGGGAAAGUUUGGAUUUGAUUGUUCGCAAACGUGUCAAUGUCAAAAUAAUGCAACUUGCAAUUAUUUAAAUGGUAAUUGUUCUUGUCAGCAAGGAUAUUGGGGCGAAUAUUGUGAAGAUCUAUGUCCAUCUGGAUAUUAUGGUCAUAAAUGCCAAAAUGUAUGUAAAUGUCAAACUGGUGCAAAAUGUGAUCCAUUAAAUGGUGCUUGUAACUGCUCACCAGGAUACACAGGAACAAAUUGUGAAUUAAAAUGUCCCCCAGGAUUUUAUGGUUAUAAUUGCCAAAAUCAAUGCAAAUAUCAGAAUGGUACAACAUGCGAUAUCGUUAAUGUUAAUUGUACUUGUCUACCAGGAUAUGAAGAACACAAUGCUCAAUUGAUUGAAUGUGAUUGUCAAAAUGGUACAUUAUGCAGUUCACUAAAUGAAACUUGCUCUUGCCAACCAGGACAUGAAGGAAACAAUUGCAAAUUUACUUGUCCCCCGGGCUAUUAUGGUAAAACUUGUCAGAAUCCGUGUAAAUGUCAAAACGAUGCAAAAUGUGACGCAGUGAAUGGACAUUGUUAUUGUACUCCAGGAUUUACUGGAGAAUAUUGCUCGUUGACUUGUCCACCGGGACUCUAUGGCUAUCAAUGUCAAUACGAAUGCAAAUGUCAAAACGGUGCCCUAUGCGAUCCAAUUAUUGGAUCUUGUGCAUGUCCACCGGGUCUGUCGGGAAAGAACUGUCUUAUUGGGAAUAAGUCCAGAAUCGACGGGGAAAAUAAUAUGACGGUGUGUGAUUGUAAUUGGCUCAAAUUUGACUACUGCGAACCAUUAACCAGCAUAUGCAAAUGCAAACAACCUGUCGACGGUGUUUGUGUCUGUGAACCCGGUUCGACCGGAAAAGAUUGCGAGAAAGUUUGUCCACCCGGUACAUACGGUGUAGAUUGCAAAUCAACUUGUAGAUGUCAAAACGAAUCAAAAUGUCGUGGGGCCGACGGAAUUUGUUUGUGUGAGCCCGGAUUUUCCGGACCUACGUGCUCAGAAGCUUGUCCCAAAAAUUAUUAUGGAGAAAUGUGUUUGCGUAAGUGUAUGUGCGAUGCAACCACGGAAAUUUGUAAUCAUAUUAAAGGAUGUGUAGCAUGCAACAGCAGUUUUUCAAAUGACAGUGAAUGCUUCAAUGCUCUUCAGUUAGAGCCAAUAAAUGAUGAAGAGGUUUGGAUUUUUGACAUUUUGGUUAUUUUGAGCUUUUUGAUAAUAUCAACAAUAUGCAUGGCGGUGCUGAUGUGCUGCUAUUACUACUGUAACCAACGUAAAAUUAAAAAAUGUAAUCUAGGGCAAGUAAACAAUUUUGAACUUCGAAAGUCUACCGGCAUAGAAUCAAACCCUAACAUUGAAGUGAUUUGCACUACCAGCAAUUGUGGAAUGAACAUUGGAAAGGAUAAGUUCGAUUCGAAAAAAACAAUGACCAGCUAUACGAACGAAACGUUUUACAACAAUAAUUAUUCACGUGACAACAGUGUCGAUGAUUCCACCGGUGAAAACUUGUACUUGGAAAUUGACGAAAGUACUUUCAACCGUGCAGAAGAUUUGUACGAUCAUCUUGAUUUCCUACGUCCAACGGUAUCGUGGAAGCCACAUUAUCAAAGAACAUUGGUGUUUCAAGAUCAAGUAGUAGGCAAUAGUUCGAAAAAAGAAGACACAACUUGAUGCAUUUUAUUAUUUUAUAUAAUAACGUUUGUUUUAUUGUUACAUUUAUAUUUAUAUUAUUAUUAUUAUUAAUUAUUAUAGACACCAUAAGACUAUUUUA
Myzus persicae (green peach aphid) is the source of this 2740-nucleotide messenger RNA. RefSeq names its product protein draper-like. The coding region runs from base 271 to 2640 and encodes 789 amino acids. The transcript has 15 exons. NCBI's taxonomy places the organism in Eukaryota, Metazoa, Arthropoda, Insecta, Hemiptera, Aphididae. The record is from RefSeq and is a predicted model, not a curated record. Gene Ontology annotation, molecular function: scavenger receptor activity.